Equus quagga is the source of this 10176-nucleotide messenger RNA. RefSeq names its product prolactin receptor (gene PRLR). Gene Ontology annotation, biological process: cytokine-mediated signaling pathway. Gene Ontology annotation, molecular function: cytokine binding; cytokine receptor activity. NCBI's taxonomy places the organism in Eukaryota, Metazoa, Chordata, Mammalia, Perissodactyla, Equidae. Gene Ontology annotation, cellular component: signaling receptor complex; external side of plasma membrane. The record is from RefSeq and is a predicted model, not a curated record. Bases 719 to 2614 code for a protein of 631 amino acids. The transcript is spliced from 11 exons.
GUCAUUCAAUUUAUUAAGACAUUUUUAUUAUUGUUUCGUCUGUUUAUUUUUUGGUACCGUCUCAAUGGAAGACGUGGGGCCCUGAUCAUGCAAAACCAACAGGGGGGAAUCAGUUCUUUCUUCUCCACGUCUUUGCGGCGUUCUGGCUCCACCGACUCCCUCCCUCACCUGGUAAAACUGGCAGGCUCUGGACAUUUUGCAUGCUGAAGAAAAUCACUGUUUUGCCUCCAGCAAGGAACAUAACUGUUGCAACACUGACUCCUCCUCUACUGAAGAAAGAGUGAACAAGUGCACUGAGUUGAGCUUCUUCUCACAGAGCCAAAGGGCUGGGGACGUGGAGCCGAGACACCCAUCUGGGCUGGGCUUUCCACCUCCUUUGCUUUCUGUCUUACUCGCUCCUCUUCCCUCCUUCUGGAUUUUACCGGCUGUUCAUGAAACAUCUUUACGCACAAUGGACCUCCUCGUCCUUUUGCAGGAAGUGCUCACGGGCUGAUAUGGCAGACUUUGCUUCCCGGCAAAACUAAAGAACUCUUCUACUCAUGGAGGCGAACACUAGGAUGCUUUCCACACGAACCCUAAAGAGUGUAGAGCAGAUGAGGUGGUGGUAGCAGGUUUACCUAAGGUACCACUUGGCGAACCAAGGCCUCAAGAGUAAAUCCCAGAGCGCUAACUAAGUGAAUCUCUGAUAACUUUCCUGUAGAAAGAGAAGGAAGCCAACAUGAAGGAAAAUGUGGCAUCCACAGUUGUUUUCAUUUUGCUGCUUUUUCUCAACAUCAAUCUUCUGAAUGCUUCUGGCUUUUUUCUAGGACAGUCACCUCCUGGAAAACCUGAGAUCAUUAAAUGUCGUUCUCCGGAAAAGGAAACAUUCACCUGCUGGUGGAAGCCCGGGGCCGAUGGAGGACUUCCUACCAGUUACACGCUGACUUACCACAAGGAAGGAGAGACACUCACCCAUGAAUGUCCAGACUACAAAACCGGUGGCCCUAACUCCUGUUACUUUAACAAGAAGCACACCUCCAUAUGGACAAUAUACAUCAUCACGAUAAACGCCACGAACCAGAUGGGAAGCUGUUCCUCGGAUCCACGUUACGUGGACGUGACAUAUAUAGUUGAACCAGACCCUCCUGUGAAUCUGACUUUGGAAUUAAAACAGCCAGAAGACAAAAAACCCUAUCUGUGGAUGAGAUGGUUUCCACCCACCCUGGUUGAUGUAAGAUCCGGUUGGCUCACACUCCAGUAUGAAAUUCGAUUAAAACCUGAGAAAUCAGCUGAGUGGGAGAUUCAUUUUGCUGGGCAGCAGACUCAGUUUAAGAUUCUCAGCUUAUAUCCAGGACAGAAAUACCUUGUCCAAGUUCGCUGUAAGCCAGAUCAUGGAUUCUGGAGUGAGUGGAGCCCAGAGAGCUCCAUCCAGAUACCUAAUGAUUUCACCAUGAAAGAUAGCACCGUGUGGAUCUUUGUGGCCGUUCUUUCUGCUGUCUUCUGUCUGAUUAUGGUCUGGGCAGUGGCUUUGAAGGGCUAUAGCAUGGUAUCCUGCAUCCUUCCCCCAGUUCCUGGUCCAAAAAUAAAAGGAUUUGAUACUCAUCUGCUGGAGAAAGGCAAGUCUGAAGAACUACUGAGUGCCCUGGGGUGCCAAGAAUUCCCUCCCACUUCUGACUGUGAGGACUUGCUGGUGGAGUUCUUAGAAGUAGAUGACAGUGAGGACCAGCAGCUGAUGCCAGCCCAUUCAAAAGAACACCCGGGUCAGGGUAUGAAGCCCACCCACCUGGAUCCUGACAGUGACUCUGGCCGGGGCAGCUGCGACAGCCCUUCCCUUUUGUCGGAAAAGUGUGAGGAACCCCGGGCAAAUCCCUCCACAUUCCAGACCCCUGAGGGCAUUGAGAAGCCAGAGAAUCCCCCAAAAAAUGUCACCCAUACCUGGGACCCCCAGAGCACAAGCUUGGAAGGCAAAAUCCCCUAUUUCCACAUCGACGGAUCCAAAUCUUCAACAUGGCCUUUGCCACAGCCCCCCAACCAGCACAAUUUCAGAUCUUCUUACCACAACAUUGCUGACAUAUGUCAGCUGGCCACUGGUGCAGCAGGUGCAUCAGCCACUUUGUUGGACAAAACAGACAAACAUGCUUUCAAAUCCUCAAAAACCAUUGAGACUGGAGCGGAGGGAAAGGCAGCCGAGCAGAGAGAGGUGGAAAGCUUUCCUUCCAAGACUGACCAAGACACAGCAUGGCUGCCGCCCCAGGAGAAAACUCCGUUUCUCUCUGUUAAAGCCUUGGAUUACGUGGAGAUUCACAAAGUCAACAAAGAUGGAGCACUGUCACUGCUCCUGAAACAGAAAGAGAACAGCGACCAGACAGAGAAGCCCAGCAUUCCUGAAACCAGUAAGGAGUACGCUAAGGUGUCCCAGGUGACGGAUAACAACAUCCUGGUGUUAACGCAGGAUCCGCGAGCUCCAAACCUGGCUUUGUUCGAAGAACAAGCCAAGGAGGCUCCACCAUCCCUUCCACAGAAUCAAGCUCAGAAAGACCUCGCCUCCUUCACAGCACCACCAGGCAACUGCAGACUCCAGCUGGGCGGGUUGGAUUACUUGGAUCCCGCAGGUUUUAUGCACUCCUUUCAGUGACAGCUUGAUUAAGAAAAGGAUUGGUUAAAAUGUGAUUUUUCUUCAGGUAACACUACAGAGUACAUGAAAGGCAAUCUGCUAGAGAAUGCGCAAGAAGCUGGUUAGAAUGACACUACUAAAACUCACAAUUCGCUCCUUUUCAUGCUCCAUUUUCAACCAGUUGCCUCUUUCUCCAACAGCUGAUUCCAGAACAAAUCAUUUUGUUUCCUCACUGUGAUUUGUAGAUUUAGUCCUUGCUAUUAGUUAUAAAAUGGUGUAUUCAAUGAAAUAAAAGCACAUUGCCUAGUAUUCUUGAGGGACAGUGCCAAUAGGUAUAUCCUCUGGAAAAGGCUUUCAUGGUUUGGUACGCAACAGAAGGAAAUGAAAUAGUCAAAAUUGUUUACCACAGGAAGAUGAUAGAUAUGAGAAAAAUAUCAUGGAAACCUCUUUUGAAAACCAAUUUCUUAAGCUUUGUACUCCUCUUCAUUUUAUUAGAAUGAACCAAUAACAACACAGUUAAAGAAAGAAUACAUUCUAGAACACCCAACAAAUUGUUUACAUCAGUUCUUAAUACCUUAGUGAUGCAUUGCUGACAUGCAAAUGACAAUGAUGCCUCCAAUUUUUUCUGAAAAUAGUUUGAACUUGUUAAACACGGAUUUUCUCCCCUAAAUUGUAUUUCAUUCUAAAGAAUCUUGAGAAUAUAGUUUCGGAAAGUAAAAUUUUCUUACGUGAGAGGCAAAUAAGAUUCAUGUGGUAAAUCCUUCUAAAAUGCUUUUCUGAUUUAUUUCAACAUGAUAGAUAAUUUAUUAUACACCCUAGUCUUCUCUUAGUGGAAAAGAAAUCCCAAAAGACUAACUUUAAUUUAAAAGAUAAUCACAGCAGGAUGCUAAUGGAAUACUGCCUUACUGUACAUACAAAUUCCACUUUACUAUAAACCCAUAAGUUUAACAAUGUAUUUUUGAAGACUAUUUUUCUAUCACUUAGGUAAAAUAAAAGACUAUUUUCUAUCUUCCCAGUACAGCUGUUUAUGUAUUCAGCGGGUCCCCGGGAUUUUAUGCUGUGAGGUUAUAAUGAAUAUUUACAGUAAAUAGUAGUAUAUGCAGUCCCUGUUUGUGGAGUAAAAUGCCAUACCAACCCAAAGCCCAUGGGGGAAUAGGAAGCGGAUGACACUAUUCAAUUUCUAACACAGUGUAGUAUAGUUUAUCUGAUUCUUUUUAUCUCCAGGUUGCUUUAAGCAACAACCACCAACCUAGAGUUUUAGGGCUCUCCACAGAUCAGAAAUUUCUUCUCCUAUGAGCUUUGGGCUACUCUGGGGCUUCUGCUCUUCUCUGGGUGAAUCUUCAUAAAGCAACGAUGAAAACAGAGAGUGACAACACCUAACAUGCUGUUUCAGAGACAGAGUUUUUGUUUUGUCUUGUUUUUCUGAGCAAUCUUGAGCAGCAAAGAAAUUUUAAGCAAAGCCAGAAAUUAGUUUCUGUCUGGAGUAGAUCCAUUGGCAAAAUCUUGGCAGAAGCAGAGACAGCACUCAUGUCAGAAGUGUCCAAAUAAAAGUUCUAAGAAACCAGAUGUCUGUGGAGUGUUGGGAACCGCUACAAAGGCCAGGGUAUGAGAGCAAGAUUCUCCAAGUUGGUUGCAAAGGUAGGCUCCUGAGCACACGCAAAAACCUGGAUCUACAUUUUAAAGAAAGCAUCCGUGACUCAUUGAACUGCCUCCCUCUGUUUUUGAUUUUGCCUAAUGCCGAAUCCGUUCUCUACGUCCAUUCCCAUGGAGAACUUGAGCUCAUCUCUGUGAGUUAACUAUUCCACCCCAACAAACCAACAUUGAUAGAAACUGGACUCAGAGGUGGCCUGAUGUUUGAAAGUGAACACUUUCAGAAUUCCAAAAGUAACUGAUCUGAGGCUCUGUUCUCCCAAUAUAUAAACAUCUUAGGAAGGAGGGGAACAUUUGGGAAAGUUGUCCAAAUUCAUUCAAUUCCCUAGAUCCUUGGUACCAAAAUAUGGUCUGAGGACAAUCUACAUCAGCAUCACCUGGGCACUGCUGGGAAAUGCAGUCUCGACCCCCUUGCCCCGGACCCAAAGAAUCAGAACCCACAUUUCACUGAAAUCCUCAGAUGACUCAUGUACACACUGAAGUUUGAGAAGCACUGCCCUAGAUAACCAUUUCCACUAAAGGUUAUUUUAGUGCAUGAAAACAAUCCUCUCUUGGAAAGUACAGGUCAAGUCUGUUUGACUUCACUAAACAGCCCUGUUUGUAAGGAGAAGGCAUAAUUUUUAGAAAAUCUAUUAGUGGUUUAAGAUUCACGUAAUGGUAGAGAAUGACCUGCAAACAGACACACAACUUUCAAGAGGGCCAGGGAAUAUAUUCCACUCUAAGAGGCAGUGACGAAAACCUCUGUUCAAAGCUCAUACAGAGUAAACCUUUCCCCAAAUACUCUAUUCUUCUCCAAGAUGUAUAUCAAUCACUCUGAUAGUUUGCAAACCUAUAAAAUCUGCUUUUGAGAUAUAAUUAAGCAUAUAUAAAAAACGUUUUGGCUAAAGACUUAGUUUGAACUAAAUCCCUAAAAAUCACCCAUUAGCCACUCAUUAAGUCAAGUCAAGACUAUAAAUCUAUGGUCAAUUAGCACGCUUUAUCUAGAUUAAGGGGUUUUUUUAUGGUCUACCAUAUUUCCUAUCAAGAAGAGCGCUAGUCAAAUGGAAGGAUGCAGACUGGGGAUCAAGAGACCUGGGUUCCAGUCCUAACCGUGUUUUCUUAGAUCAAUUCCCUUCUCUGGGCCUCAGUUUCCCCUAAAGGAAAUUUUGGACCAAAUAAUAUCUAAUGUCCUUUUAAACUCCAAGUGCUUGAUUCUAUGACUAUUGAGUAUUUUCCAGCCAAGAUAAUUUGAACCAAUGCCUUGUAUCUUAAUUAAGCUAUCAAAUAAUUGCCCUUCAUCAUAGAAAUACAAGUACUCUUCAGUGAUGUGCUCAUUUUAUUACACUUUUAAAUCAUGAGUUCCAGUUGGUUUUAACAUACUGCACAUGCAUUUUAUACAUUAUGUAGGUAAGGAAUCAUAGUCUAAGAUUAUAUGCAAAUAGGUAUGUAGAGAGAAGAAGAUGCAUGAGAUUUUUUUUAAAAGACAUAUUGAAUGAGCCUCUAAUUUUUAGAAAAAAUGAUCUUUUACUGAGUCAAGCCAUGCUCAUUCCUUGCUGAGUCCAACAACUCCAAAACUCUUUUUUUUUAUAUCUGGCUAUUGAUUCUGCUUUGGUUUUUUCUCUCAUCGUGGAUUAUGAACCACCAUUACACAGUUGGUUUUUAUGAUCCUUAUGCUCUGAGUUAUAAAAAGUCAUAUUUUUAUAAACAAACAGCUAAAUAUUCAAGCUACAAAGCACAUGGAAACUGGUGGUGGCCAAUGGGUGAUUUAUGGAAGCUUACGACCCAAACUGCAAAAUGUUCUCUAGUCAGUUUUAACAAAUGGGUAUAAGGCACCCCAAGAUGAGCACAAGUCAUUACCAGCCACGUUAUUUAACAGACUUUCCAUUCUCCCAAGUGCCUAAGACCAAUCCUGGUCGGUGGUUAUGUACCAAAAACUUGCUUUCACUGGUUUGGUCCAAAGGGGGUCAAUCCCUUACCACCUGUAGAAGAUCAAGGAAUUCAACUCCUUGUCCUGUUGGGACCCAACCGAAUCAGACAAUCCCGUGAGUUAAUGAAAAACCAAGGCACCUGAGCUCCAGGGAGCAGUUUGGCUGUGGAGGAAAUCCGGCCAGCAGUUUCUUGAAGUCGCACACUGCUGCCCAUCACUUGCAGAAAAACUAGGCCCUGCCUGUAGUAACUUCCCUAUCUCCUUCGAGUAGACAGGAAAGAAACAGAUUUGUGCACAUCAUACAAAGUGCCUUUCUUUACUUUUAUUUUUUUUUAAGUUUUCUUUUUUUGCAGGAAAACUGUAUCAAUUGGAAGGUAAAUUUCACCUUUUUUAUGUAAAUGAAUAUAGAAGCCAGAAAGGGAGUGACAAAAUGGUCUAAGAUGCAGCUAGCAACAGUUCAGCGGACUUUUGAAUGUCUUGCUUAAUUGAAUUACCACAGAGCUGACGUGGAGAGUGUACUCACUUUGUCUGAUAAGAAAUCGGUUCUGGCUAGGAUUUGGGGAUAAGACUACCACCCCGCCCUUCAAGCCUCUCAAGUUAAAAACAUACCAACACACUUUUGAAUGUCUUUGAAUUGAAUGCCUGGGCCUGAAAAGGACAUUGCAUGCACAAGGGAACUUUGCACACACACAGGAAAAUGUCAAUGACUGAAUUAUCGUCCCCAGUGUUGCUAACGUAGAUUUGCCAUUGAUGAAAGCUUCAUGCGAACUUCAGGGGGAACAAAUUUCCUUUUCUACCUUUUCAGCUCAAGCACAAUAGUGUCAUUGCUAGGGUAGUGGUCUGGGCACUCAGUUUCCAGGUCUGGGCCACAUUGCUGCCACUAAACAGGUCGUGUGGCCCUCUGCAUGUCCUUUAAAUUCUAGCCACCAGUCUCCUCACCUGUUAAAUAAGUGGGUUGCCCUAAAAUGGCCGCUUCCAGCUCUAACUAUCUUUGAUUCUCAUGAUCUAGGUGGCAUCCAGGGUUUCAGGUCAAAGGCCUAGGUGCAGUCAGGAGAGCAUUGCUGACAUGCCUGUAACUGGAAGAAGUGACCAGUGUGGCUGUGACAAGGCUUAAGAGAAAAACAGAGAUCCAUUCCUCCAAGUCAGAUUGAUUUGAUUUAACAUCCUUGCCUCUCCCCUUCUUCUUAGCUGUCCAUACUUGUGGGCUUUUUACCCUCUCACUCCACUGCCUAUAUUUUUCUUAAGAGUUAAUUAUGUGCAGUAGCAACCAUAGGAUCUGCAAGAAACUAAAUUAUUCAUAAACAAUGACUUUGACCCGGCAAAGGACUGAGUCAAAUGUUAAAUCUGUCACACAGAUAUCAAGGCCCAGGUUGAAUGUCACAAGUUACCUUAUUUAGAGAUUUGCAUGCUUAGAGAUUCUAGCUCAAUUCAUUAAUUACUUAAUUAAUUCAAAAGUCAUUAAUAAAUCCAGGCUAUGUAGAUGACUUGGUCCUGGAGGUCUGAAGCAGAAAUGUAAAAAUACACAGUGAUUGCUUGAGAACUUAUGAUCUAACCAGAAGUUCUAUUUAUAAUUACGGCCUGCACUUAUUCCAGGAUUAGCAGAUACAUCAUCUACAAAUCAAAUCAAAGUUCGCUCCCUAAACUUGUGUUUUUCAGGAAGGUGAUUUUUGGUCUGAGACCAUCAUGGUGUCUAUUUCAAGGAAAGGAAAAAGAUAGAAAAUAGGACGUUUCCAGAGGUUUGGGCAUCUCAGGAUUCCACAAAAUGCCGAGAGUAGCCCGCUAAACCAAAAUUUCAUCAGACAUGGUGAAUUUAUUAUGCAUUCAGUUUAUGGCUAAGAGACGUACGUGAAUUACAGCAUCACGUGCCUGCACCGCUUUAUCCACAGCAAUUCCUUGAUUAUGCUCUGAUUGCAAGUCAGGAAGCAUUGAGACGGGUAAAAUGGAAAAACAUAUCCUGUUUUAUGUGGUUGUGGUCAACGACUAGAGAGACCCCUAGAUAAUCUUAGUCUAUUAGUUGACUUUUUACCUGCUGCUGAUUAAAAAGAAAAACGCAAUUAACUCUAAAAACUUUGGCUACUGAAAUAGUAAUAUCAAAAAUAACCUUUAAUAGUUAAGGUCAAAUUAUGCUUCACUUGGAUAAACUUCAAAAUACAAUCUGAGUUUUUCUAUGCAAAUUUCACAAAUCCUGGGCAAAAGAAAAUCUUUUCAUUAUGUUACCUGAGAUUGAAAAACUAUAUGGCAAAGAUAUUUCUGAAAAAAUGAUUUGUCUUAUAAAAUUCCCAAUAAAGUGAUUUUGAAUUUUCAAAAGAAACUACCUCCCCUUCUUGUCCUAAUGUCCUUCCUUCAAAGCUGCUUAUUGUUUAGAAACGAAAGAUGUCAUGUCUCAUUCUUUCACUGGUGUAUUUGACGUAUUUGCCAUGUGACACUCUGGACUUUACGUAACCGUUAUGUUAUUUUAUAUCACUUUAUGUAGUUCAAAACUGUGUGAUACAUUGAAAUAUAUAAUUCUCGUCAUGUAAUAUGAAUGAAAAUAAGUAUUUAAUGACUUACAAUCUAUCCAUAUGUAGUUUCAAUAUGAUAGUGUCUAUGUAAAACAAAACUGAAAAAAUAUGUAAUCAUGUACUUCUGUAAAGCGUGAAUGUACUAAUUUUUUCUUAAUCGUUUGUCUAGAAGUAGUAUAAUAUGCCAUUGUACAGCUGAUCUGGGGUGUGAAGUGUUUAAAGUACAAUCCAAAUUUGUGUAAAUGUCAACCCUUCAGCUUCACUUCAUGUGACCUCUGAAACUUCCAGAGUGUUAUUUGCUUCAAUAAGGCUUGCUUUUGCGCUUGAUCAUUCAUUUUAAACAAUUUAAGGGUCUCAUGGGGAAACCAAAGCAAUCUAGAACCAGCCUGUUGGGUGAUCUCUGUCUCCUGUUAAGCCAUAUUGAAUUGAAGAUGAUGUAAUAACAUGAGGUUUCAUAUUUUCAAAGCUACCACUACCUCUGAUUUUUCUCUUUCCCUAGAAAAUGCCAAGCAAAAUUCUUCAACAUUAAGUAGGAAAUUAGAAGUGAUUGUUACAAUAAAUUGUUGAAUGGCUUUGUGUGUGUGUGUGUGUGUGAGGAAGAUUGGCCCUGAGCUAAUAUCUGUGCCCAUCUUCCUCUAUUUUGUACGUGUGGGAAGCCACCACAGCAUGGCUUGAUGAGCAGUGUUUAGGUCCGCACCAGGAUCCGGGCCUGCAAACCCCAGGCCACCAAAGCGGAGCAUGCGGACCCAACCACUAAGACACUGUGCUGGCCCCUUGACUGGCUUUUUUAUAUAAGAACCCACCUUCUAAUUCACCACUUUGCAGGUUUAUGCUAGGUUUUCUCAAUAACCAUUUUUACAUUUUAUAAAAACUGAAUGACAAAUAAGGACCAGAAAUAAUACAUAGUACGUCAUCAGAUGCAAAGCCAACAAAAUCAUAGAGUGCAGAUUUUUUCCUAACAAUAAGUCACCUCAAGGUGGUUGUCCAAAGCCAUGAUAAUGAUAUCUCUCACAAUUUGAUUUCCCUAGCCCCCUAGAAAUAAAUCUUUUCCUUAUUUGAUUUUAGCCAUCAAAUAUAUUGUGAUAUGGGAAAAAUCAGCCAUAUAUCAGAAAUAAUCUUAUUUCAAUUUUAAAUUUCAUUUUUAUGUAUACUUAUUGUAAUGCCUAUUUUUUUUUCUUUUUAAGCCUUAAAGAAUUAUAGAAGACUAUAGUCAUCUGAUUUAUCUCGCGUUCUUAAUUCUGUAAAUCUUUGGUUAUUGCACAUUGUGCUUUCUGGUUUUCAUGGAUUUAUUCAUUUGUCUCUUUCCAUUUUGAGGAGACAACAUGGACAGUUCAAUCUUUGUCAGUAGUAUGGGAAAUUAUGCUAACUGCAUUAUAACAUCUUCAUUUUUACUGCACGCCAAAAACAAUGCUUGCCAAACAAAAUCUUAUACAUCCUAGUAAAAUAUGGUCACUAUAUUUCUAUUCAUGUUAUUGAAAAUAUCCAGCUCAGUGCCUGGCUCAAUAAAUGUGUUUUUCCCUUGCCUA